Messenger RNA from Lachnellula hyalina, 3948 nucleotides. It is a transcript of the gene NIK1, whose product is annotated as Histidine protein kinase. The coding region runs from base 1 to 3948 and encodes 1315 amino acids. NCBI's taxonomy places the organism in Eukaryota, Fungi, Ascomycota, Leotiomycetes, Helotiales, Lachnaceae. The record is from RefSeq and is a predicted model, not a curated record. The transcript has 7 exons. Gene Ontology annotation, biological process: cellular hyperosmotic response; phosphorelay signal transduction system; phosphorylation. Gene Ontology annotation, molecular function: phosphorelay sensor kinase activity. Gene Ontology annotation, cellular component: membrane.
AUGGCCUCCCUUGACGAAGAUACUCUUCUGGCCGCGAGCUCGAUACUGAAGUGUCUUGCGACGAACUCGGGUAUCGAAUCGACUCGCAUCAGUCGACCUGUCACCCUGCCGGGUGCUGCGACGGCCGGAAAAACACAACUCGAGCAUGAAUUGUCCAGCCUGGUUGGCAGAGUUCAACGAAUAGAGCAAAAAGCCAAUCUCGUCCACCAUCAAACUCUGCCCAUCACACCGAACGAGACAGGCGCACCAUCGGGUUUCGCGGAGGUCGUUACUGGCGGACAAAGAAGGUCUCCUCCCACAAGACAACAGCUCGCCAAUUUGUUUAACUCUAGAGAGGGACCUACCGAUGAGCGACCGCAAAAACUUCAGCGAGUUUCACCAGAUAUACACCGCCCUGAGGUAUUAGAGGAACGAGUGCUUGACCAAGCGGCACAGAUUCGACAAGCCAAGGUGGCUAAUGAGGGUCUGGAGCAGAAGUUGCUUGAUUUCAUUCUGGAACAGGAGAAAAAGAAUCGGCAGGAGCUAGAGCGUGUCUUGACCCUUGAGAGAGAGUUGAGGAAACAUCAGCAGGCGAAUGAGGCUUUCCAGAAGGCUUUGAGGGAGAUUGGAGAGAUUGUUACGGCUGUUGCUAAGGGUGAUUUGAGCAAAAAGGUUUUGAUACACGCUAUAGAGCUGGACCCUGAAAUCACCGUGUUCAAGAGGGUGAUCAAUACUAUGAUGGACCAGCUUCAAGUUUUCUCUGUCGAGGUCUCUCGAGUUGCCAGAGAGGUCGGAACUGAGGGCAUUCUUGGUGGUCAAGCGCAAAUCCAAGGAGUUGAUGGAAUAUGGCAAGAGGUUAUGAUCAAUGUUAAUGUUAUGGCACAAAAUCUUACCGACCAAGUUAGAGAGAUUGCCUCGGUCACGACCGCAGUCGCACAUGGAGAUCUGACACAGAAGAUUGAGAGGCCCGCGCAGGGUGAAAUUUUACAGUUGCAACAAACGAUUAAUACGAUGGUGGAUCAGCUGAGAACCUUUGCAUCUGAAGUUACUAGAGUAGCAAGGGAUGUCGGAACAGAGGGUAUACUGGGCGGUCAAGCAGAAAUCGAAGGUGUCAAGGGGAUGUGGAAUACACUGACUGUAAACGUCAAUGCUAUGGCCAAUAACCUCACAACUCAAGUCAGAGAUAUUGCCAUGGUCACAACAGCGGUGGCAAAUGGAGAUUUGACACAGAAGGUACAAGCGCAGUGUAAGGGCGAGAUCGCGCAACUCAAGGACACGAUCAACUCCAUGGUGGAUCAGCUUCAGCAAUUUGCUCGAGAAGUUACCAAGAUUGCCAGGGAGGUCGGUACUGAAGGACGACUUGGUGGUCAGGCUACCGUGCAUGAUGUUGAAGGUACCUGGAGAGAUUUGACAGAGAAUGUUAACGGCAUGGCUAUGAACCUCACAACGCAAGUGAGAGAAAUCGCAAAGGUCACUACCGCUGUGGCUAAGGGUGAUCUUACGAAAAAGAUUGGCGUUGAAAUGCAAGGUGAAAUCGGUUUCAUGAAAGAUACUAUCAACACUAUGGUCGACAGACUAGGCACGUUCGCUUUUGAGGUCAGCAAAGUCGCCAGAGAAGUCGGGACAGAUGGAACCUUGGGAGGACAAGCUCGAGUCGAGAAUGUUGAAGGUAAAUGGAAAGACUUGACUGAGAAUGUCAAUACCAUGGCAAGCAAUUUGACAUCUCAAGUGCGAGGAAUAUCUACAGUUACGCAGGCCAUUGCGAAUGGAGAUAUGAGCCAAAAGAUUGAGGUCGAGGCAGCUGGAGAAAUACUCGUUUUGAAAGAGACUAUUAAUAACAUGGUGGAUCGUUUGAGUAUUUUCUCGAACGAGGUGCAGAGAGUCGCUAGGGACGUGGGUGUUGAUGGCAAGAUGGGUGGUCAAGCUGAUGUUGCUGGCAUUGGUGGGAGAUGGAAAGAGAUUACUACUGAUGUGAACACGAUGGCCAUGAAUUUGACAGCUCAAGUCCGUGCAUUUGGGGACAUUACGAAUGCAGCGACGGAUGGAGACUUCACGAAGUUGAUUACGGUUGAGGCAUCUGGAGAAAUGGACGAGUUGAAGCGGAAGAUUAACCAGAUGGUGUUCAACUUGAGAGAUUCGAUUCAACGAAAUACCGCUGCCAGAGAGGCAGCUGAGCUGGCGAAUAGAACCAAGUCCGAGUUCUUGGCUAAUAUGUCUCACGAAAUUCGAACACCAAUGAAUGGUAUAAUCGGCAUGACGCAGCUUACUCUCGACACCGACCUCACUCAAUAUCAACGUGAGAUGUUAAAUAUCGUUCACAAUCUGGCGAACAGUUUGUUGACUAUCAUCGACGACAUUCUCGAUUUGUCAAAGAUUGAGGCUAACCGGAUGAUUAUGGAAGAGAUCCCAUACACAUUGCGCGGAACUGUCUUUAAUGCUCUUAAGACGCUGGCCGUGAAGGCAAAUGAGAAGUUCCUAGAUCUUACUUACCAUGUAGAUAGCUCGGUACCCGAUCACGUUGUUGGUGAUUCCUUCCGUCUACGUCAAGUCAUUCUCAAUUUGGUUGGAAACGCCAUCAAGUUCACCGAACACGGAGAAGUGUCCUUGACGAUCCGAAAAGCUCCUCAAGAUCAUUGCGCCACGGAUGAGUACGCUGUUGAAUUCUGCGUUUCUGAUACUGGAAUCGGCAUUCAAGCCGACAAGCUUGACCUCAUUUUCGAUACCUUCCAGCAAGCUGAUGGCUCAAUGACAAGAAAGUUCGGAGGUACGGGUCUUGGCCUAUCGAUUUCUAAAAGAUUGGUGAAUUUGAUGAGAGGAGAUGUCUGGGUAAAGAGUCAAUACGGCAAGGGGAGUUCGUUCUUCUUCACCUGCACCGUCCGAUUGGCCACCUCGGAUAUCGGUUUCAUCAGAAAGCAACUCAUGCCUUACCAAGGCCACAAUGUUCUCUUCAUCGAUAAAGGACAGACUGGCCAUGGAUCGGAGAUCAUCAAUAUGCUCUCACAAAUUGGACUGGUAGCAGUUGUUGUUGAUUCCGAGAAGCACGUUAAUCUAUCUGGUGGCGGCUCCAAGGUUGCAUCCAGGUACGAUGUUAUUGUCGUGGACUCGAUUGAAACAGCGAGAAGGUUACGGGCCAUUGAUGAGUACAAGUAUAUUCCAGUCGUCCUGUUAGCACCAGUUGUUCACGUCAGUCUUAAGUCAGCCCUGGAAUUGGGAAUAACUUCUUACAUGACAACGCCUUGUCUGACCAUCGAUCUUGGGAACGGCAUGAUUCCAGCGUUGGAGAAUCGGGCUGCACCAUCUUUGGCAGACAACACAAAAUCGUUUGAUAUCCUUUUGGCAGAAGACAACAUUGUCAACCAACGGUUGGCUGUGAAGAUUUUAGAGAAAUAUCAUCAUGUUGUGACAGUGGUUGGUAAUGGACAAGAAGCACUUGAUGCGAUUAAGGAUAAACGAUAUGAUGUUAUCCUAAUGGAUGUACAGAUGCCAAUCAUGGGAGGUUUCGAGGCCACAGCAAAGAUCCGAGAAUAUGAGCGAAGCUUAGGGUCACAACGAACGCCCAUUAUCGCCCUAACGGCUCACGCCAUGCUUGGAGAUCGAGAGAAGUGCAUCCAAGCGCAAAUGGACGAGUACCUAUCGAAGCCUUUGAAACAAAAUCACCUCAUCCAGACAAUCCUAAAGUGCGCUACUCUGGGCGGAGCAUUACUUGAAAAGGGCAGAGACGUCCGAUCCUCAGCCAACGAAGAGCACCCACAAGCUUUAAACACAAACGGUGCCUCCCCCUCCGUGCCCAACCCCUCGAACUCGCUCCUGCGCCCCGCACUCGAGCCGCGCCCCUUCUCAACCACCGGCCCAAUAUCCCACGGCUCACUAGAGUCCCCGGCGAUCGUAACUGCUGAUCAAGACGAUCCAAUUUCUAGACAGCUGAGCGAUAGAUACUACGAUACGAUACGACUCGACUGGACUCGAUAA